Drosophila innubila is the source of this 1787-nucleotide messenger RNA. RefSeq names its product retinol dehydrogenase 13. Lineage: Eukaryota; Metazoa; Arthropoda; Insecta; Diptera; Drosophilidae. The record is from RefSeq and is a predicted model, not a curated record. The transcript has 5 exons. Bases 1 to 1152 code for a protein of 383 amino acids.
AUGGAGCGCCUGCUGACCAUAUUUGAGCAGGCUGAUCCCUUCUCAACCUGGUGGCCCACCAUAGCGGCCCUUGCUGUUGGAAUUGUGAUUACAGUGCGAACCAUAAUGAGCGGCCAGCGCUGUCCCAACGAUAAUCAAAUCAAGGAGCAAAUUGUCGUGGUUACUGGAGGCAACAGCGGCAUUGGCUUUGAGAUUGCCAAGGCGCUGGGGGCGCGGGGAGGUCGCAUUAUCCUUGCCUGUCGCAACAUGAAGGCCGGGGAACGUGCCGCGGCCAUUAUCAAGCGGGAGCUGGGCUGCCACACUCCGACCUCGAGUGGCGACAACAUUAAUCCGGCGGACCGCUACUUCGUGGAGGCACGUCAACUGGAUCUGUGCUCUCUGCGCAGCGUGCAGCAGUUUGCCAGUCGACUGAUGGCCGAAUUUGACCACAUAGAUGUGUUGGUGAACAAUGCGGGUGUUGUGUUUGGCGACACCCGGGUGAACACUGCGGAUGGCUUCGAGCAGCAUUGUCAGGUGAACUAUUUGGCGCCUUUUCUGCUGACACAGCUUUUGCUGCCACACUUCAAACGGUCGGAGCAGGGCAGGAUUGUGUUUGUGUCGGCACACGCCCAUCAGGCGGCCAAAAUCGAUUUCGACGAUCCCCUAAAUGUGGGCACUUGGGCGGUCAAGUUCCAUGCACGCGACGCCUUCGCCCACUCCAAGUUGGCAGUGAUUUUGGCCACACGCUGGCUGGCCAGAGAACUCAAAGAUACCCCGGUUACGGUCAACUGCUGUACGCCUGGACUUGUGAGAGGCACCAGACACCUGCGCAACUCACCACUAAUGUCGGCUAUUUGCGUUAAAGUGAUAACCUACCCAUGGAUGUGGCUAUUUAUGAAGAACGCAUUCGAGGGUGCCCAGAGCGCCAUCCGACUGGCAACGGAUCCCCAGCUGAAGCAAGUAACUGGAGAGUACUUCAAUGACUGCGAAAUUGCGGCAACUUCGGAGGCUGGCCAGGACAAGGAAUUGGCCAAGAAAUUGUACAUGCAAACCAUAAAAACGCUCCAGCGCGUUACCAAACUAACUGUCGACAGGGAGGCGUGCACCAUGGAGACGGAUAAAGAGACGGAGACAGAGACAAAGAACGAGAAAGAGAAAGAGAACGGCAACUGAUUUAUGUUAGGCACGCGGCCUGGCGUAGACGUUGUCUGCAAACUGCAACGUCUAUUUGCAUUUGGUUUAACAAUUGCCGCAUUAAGCAUUCCGGACCAGUACCCCCACACCCCCAUCCUACGUCGGGCAAACAAGCCCCCAGCUUGGCCCCGCCCCAUUUUGAGGGCCUGAAACUGAAGCUGAGACUGCCUCUGACUUUACCUCUUAGAAACAUAUGUAAAUUUAAUGUGCGAGCAGCCGGAAUUUGCUGAUUUUGUCUUUUAUUUUAUUUCAUUUCAUUGUAAAUUAUUUUCUCAAAAGGGAAAACUCAUGAACCCGUCAUAAGCACAGAUUUACGAGGCGCGGUCAAUUAGAAAAUCACCAUAUGUUAACUUACUUUCUGUAUUCUUUGUGUUACCCUUUGAAAUAACGUUUUAUGAAUUUAUUCAAAGCAUUUCAGAGGUUCAACACGGCGAACAGCAGACUUUAAUUUAAAUAUAUGAAAUACAUAUUUUAAGAUAUACAUAUCUGCAAUAAAAGCAUAUGGGAAUAUUAUUUAUUUGGGUAAAUAAAAAAAAGGGCGCGUUCAGCAAGAAAAUUGUUACUCAUCAAAUUUUAGAUUCCCCCAAAUGAAUGUCAAAAAUUAAAACUAAGAA